Messenger RNA from Cricetulus griseus (Chinese hamster), 2002 nucleotides. The record is from RefSeq and is a predicted model, not a curated record. Lineage: Eukaryota; Metazoa; Chordata; Mammalia; Rodentia; Cricetidae.
UGUACUUUUAUUUAUUUUUAUUCAUGCUUUUGUCUUUUUUAUUAAUCUUUUCCUUGUAUGUAAGCCUGUCAUCUAAUGUGCUCAUACGUCAUCCUGUGAUUUCACAUAUACUUAAAAUAAUUGUCAGGAAGGAUAUGAGUAAGUCAAAAUAUUUUCUUUCUCUCCUUUAAAUAGUGUUACUCCAAAAGCCCCCAGAUCACUUCCCACUGACACACCGAGGGACACUUCUCUAUGGUGUAAUUCAAAAUCCAUAUGCCCUUUCUCCUAAUCAACAAACAGGUCAUGUUUGUAUGACUUGGACUUCUCUUGGAAUUCUCUACUGUAGCCAGAGAACCCCCAGCUGUGUCCGAGUAGAGGCCCCUGAGACUGGGAAGCUGACUUCCUCAGGCUGAACACUUGGGAGUUUUGAUCCCUGUUUCCUGGGCCACUGUCUGAAGGGUGACUCUGAGGGGCAUGAAAAGGUACCAGGGAUGAGGGCAAUUGGAAGAUUUAAUAGCCUUCCCACCAGACUGCAGCUCAGGGGAUCAUGGCCUGAUUCUUUUUGAGGGUCCCUACCUUACUGCCUAUUGGUGGCAGUGUUGGAGCCAGAACUCCUCAAGUCCCUGCCACUCCAUUGUCUGGCUGGACUUCUCAUUACUGGGAUAUUUAAGACACUUAGUGAUUCUGAAAGUCUAGACUGGAAAGAGUAACAGUCAACAAAGUUUUUCUUUCUUUCUUUCUUUUUCAUUUUCUUAUUUUUUUUCAAUCACUUAACUUUCAAUUUUACAGACAUAUGCAAAGCAUAAAACAGAGCUUCCCGAACAGCAUAUAUGCAUAUACAGUCAGAGAAAGCAUAUACUGGAAAGAUCAGAUGGGCAAAGAACUUGUUCUAGAUGAUGGAAAUAGGGGGAAAUGGAAUUCAAUUGUUUUGAAGCAAAAAGCAGAAGCAACAGAGAGAGCUGCUCUGGGAGAAUUGCAGAGGACAUUAUGGAAGAGGUCAGCUAUUGGCUUAGGUGUGUGCUUUCCCAGUGUGUGCUUCCUGAAGUUGAGCAGAGGCCCUUCUCUUUCUCAAUGACUGAGCUGGAGGAAUGGUUCCUGAGCCUUUGACAGAGACAUUCUGAGGGUGUACACCUGGAAGCAAGCAGAAGAUUUGUUUCUCAAAAGGAUAUAGAAAGAACGCCACAAGCAAGUUUUCAAAGGUUUUCUUUUAUAGAGAUGAAUGAAGUGCCUAUAACCCGUUCUGUCCUAAAUGUGAACUUGCAGCAUAAGGGCAAAGCAAAGAACAAUAUUAAGAAUGCAUUUCAUUCAAAUGAAUUGUCUUUCAUUGAGCAGAGACAAAAAAACCAAAAGCAUAGCAAGAAGCACAAAAACACAACGGAAGACAUCUCUGGUGAAGAGAAUUUCUCAUCUCCAUGGAGGCUCAUCUCUAGUGUGCUUGGUGUCAUGUGCAUUCUGAUGGCUGUAGCCAUAGCAGCGACCGUUUUCAGUACAAACUUAUCUUCUGAAAGACAAUGUCCCAUGAUCCAGCAAAAAGGACCUCAUCAUCCCUGUCCAGAGAACUGGGUCUGGUUCAGAUGCAGCUGUUAUUACUUCUCCAAGGAAACCCUAACGUGGAGAGAGAGUCAGCAAGCCUGCUUGUCUCUCAAUUCUAGUCUCAUAAGGAUAAGCAGAGAGGAGAUGGAAUUUUUCAGUUUCAAGAAUUUCUUUUGGGUUGGAGUUUACUACAAUAAAACUAGCAGACAGUGGCUGUGGGAAAACCAUUCAGUUCUUCCCUCUGAGAUGUUUUAUGGUCUCGAAACCAACACGCAAGGCAACUGUGUAACUUAUCAAUCAAAAGAAACUUGUUAUGCAGAAAAAUGUACAACCAAACAGCAAUAUAUUUGCAAGAAGUACAAUAUUUAAUCCUAUGAGGUCACAGAAGAUAUGAAAAUUAAAUCUUCUCAAACUUUUUUUGGGUGCUUAUUUGCUGAAGAAAACAUUGCAAAUGUUUGUCUUUGCUUAAAUAAAAUUAUAUUCAAAUACA